Molecule: messenger RNA, 1628 nt
Organism: Punica granatum (pomegranate)
Lineage: Eukaryota; Viridiplantae; Streptophyta; Magnoliopsida; Myrtales; Lythraceae
Source: RefSeq, a predicted model, not a curated record
GGCACACGUCGACGUCACUCUCUGCUGCUGCCUGGCAUUUUCCGAUUCCUUGAACGGAACAAUCUCCAUCGGCAUGUUCCUCCGCUACAGCCAAAGUCAGAGAUAGUCUUCCCUCUCUCUCUCUCUCUCUCCCUCGCUGCAAAUUUUCCCGGGAAGCAAGUGGGGCAGGAGAGGGCAUUUUCUCGGGGAAGCCAUGUCCGACGCUCUGAUCAACGGGCUCGCCGGAGCCGGCGGUGGGAUCAUCGCCCAGCUCAUCACGUAUCCUCUCCAAACUGUAAAUACGAGGCAGCAGACGGAGCGUGAUCUCAAGAAGGAGAAGAGGAAAAUCGGCCCCGUCGAGCAAAUGUGUCAGGUGGUAAAGCACGAGGGAUGGGAACGGUUAUAUGGGGGGUUAACGCCAUCUCUGGUCGGCACGGCGGCCUCUCAGGGUGUUUACUAUUAUUUCUAUCAAAUAUUCAGGAAGAAAGCAGAACUUGCAGCAAUUGAAAGAAAGCAAAAAGGAGUAGGAGAUGGAACAGUUGGAAUGUUCUCAUCACUCGUGGUGGCAGCUUUGUCUGGGUGUGUAAAUGUGCUGCUGACAAAUCCAAUAUGGGUAGUUGUAACUCGCAUGCAGACUCACACACAAGCAUCGAAGAAGGUGCAUUCUGAUUGUGAGCCAUUACCAGAAGCAGCAGUUCUUGCUACAAUAGAGCCGCCUCCCUAUGGGACUGGCCAUGCCAUUCAAGAAGUCUAUGAUGAAGCUGGAGUUCGGGGUUUCUGGAAAGGAGUAUUCCCUACACUGAUUAUGGUAAGUAACCCCUCAAUACAGUUUAUGCUGUAUGAAACCAUGUUGAAAAAGUUGAGGAAGAGACGAGCUCUGAAUGGAAAGAAUGACGUAACUGCAUUGGAGAUCUUUCUCCUGGGAGCCUUAGCAAAGCUUGGAGCCACUGUGGUGACUUAUCCUCUUCUAGUGGUUAAGUCGAGGCUUCAAGCUAAGCAAGUUACUACUGGAGACAAAAGGCAUCAUUACAAAGGUACACUAGAUGCAAUAUUGAAGAUGAUUCAGUAUGAAGGCUUGUCAGGUUUCUACAAAGGAAUGAGCACGAAAAUUGUCCAAAGCGUGCUCGCAGCUGCUGUUCUCUUCAUGGUCAAGGAAGAGCUAGUCCGGAGCAUUCGACUCCUGCUGAUCAAAGAUGCCAUCAAUAUAGUAACAUCAAAAGCCCAUUGAUCACUCCCUAAAUCAUGGGAUUGCUGACUUAGGAAGUUCAUUCAUAAUGGAUUCUUCGUUCAAACUCAGAAAUAAGAGAAUGUAAGAAAGAUGUUCUGAAAGCAAUAUCAUCAUAUUCAUUAGAUGCAUUUUGAAAAAGAAAGAUCAUAACCAAAUUGUUCUCUUCAACUGCAAUGUCUUUGCCUUUCCUCGCUUGACGAUGGCUAUAGCUCGGGAUCAGCCUUCGAAAGGUUAGGUUGGAGAGGUAAGGCAAAUUGGAAGGUCAGGCUUUGUUUGGAUGGAGGGAAAGGGAGGCUCCCAUUCCCUCCAUUUUCCGCUAGCCAAAGGAAGGGCUACACUAGAGCAUUACUACAACAUUGGGUGAAAUAUUGUAUGAAUUUUUCGGUAUUGAAGAUGAAUUCAUCUCAUUUUCAUACUAGUA